CUUGUGAGUAACCUGACAAACUCAAUGUAACCUUAUGUAAAAAUUGAGUACAUCAUUCGUCAAUAUUGGUAUUAAAGCUUUUGGUCAAACUAUUUACAAUCAUGAAGCUUCGCCGUGGUAUUAAUGUUGAGCACAUCAAGCGCAUGACGCUGCGUACGAUACGUGAAAGAACUGAAGGCCAGUCAGAGACACUUGCAUUCCUGGAUGCACUCGAGCGCAAUGACUUCGAUGAAAAUCAAUGCAAGCGUGAGGCGCGCCAAAUGAUACUCACAUUGGAGGAAAAGAGAAAGCGUCGCGCUGCUGAACACCGCUCUACGCUCAACUUUCACGUCAUCCGCAUGAUGAAAGGGCAUCACGACCCGAGCCGCUAGAAAAUUGUUAGGCACAUGAUUUCGAGCAAGGGAGACAGGACUUAGACGGUGACCGACUUAAUCCUGAAGUUAAUGGACUGCUGCCAUCAAUGAUAAGCUACCUGCUAUCUAGGUGUUCGACCUAUUUUUCACAAUUCCUUAGCAUAAGUUAGUCUCAGGUUUAGCAUAAUGCCAAACUUCAUUUGAUAUGAUACAAAGAACUUUGUCAUUUUAUUAAGAAACGAC
This is a messenger RNA of Plasmopara halstedii, 596 nucleotides long. RefSeq lists its product as uncharacterized. Bases 102 to 371 code for a protein of 89 amino acids. The transcript has a single exon. The record is from RefSeq and is a predicted model, not a curated record. NCBI's taxonomy places the organism in Eukaryota, Oomycota, Peronosporomycetes, Peronosporales, Peronosporaceae.